Molecule: messenger RNA, 611 nt
Organism: Amoebophrya sp. A120
Lineage: Eukaryota; Dinophyceae; Syndiniales; Amoebophryaceae
Source: the annotation of a GenBank genome assembly
CUCGUCUCAAUCGCCGCACUAGAUGUUGCUCCCGGCGAGCAAUUAGUCGUGGAAACCUACACGAGAAACGACCUCACUGGUGAGAUUGUGGCACACCACCCGAUUUUUUCUCCGACUAUUGGAUAUUGGCCAUUUGUCAUUACGGAAGCCGAUGUAGAAAGCAGCAAAAGCGAGGCCGACGCGUUUUUCUUUGAGGACGUUCCAAAGAGCGGCACGGACGAAUAUGGUGAUGGCACAAGCAAUCACCCUGAAGGUCCGCAAAAAUCCGCAGAAUGGUCGCGCCCAAAAAUACCGACUGAGGCUGCUAGUGCCGUUGAGUUUCCGUCCAAAGGAAAACGCGAGGAAGGCAGCCUUUUCGCGUUCGAUGACAAGCAAAUAAUCCCUGACUUUAUGGGAGUUCGAUACCCCUACCGCAUUUUCUGCAACAAGAAAUACGGCGACGACAUCGAGGCUAUACGGCAGCAGCAGGCCCAUUCGCUACGGCGGAAGCAGUGCGAGGCGUUUCGGGAGGCUGUACUUGCGAGAACUGACACAGCUCGUCGGAAAGACAAAGAGCACGGAACUUUCAAUCACGUUGGCAGCAGCGGUGAAAGAACGGUCAAUGGCGAGGG